Drosophila subobscura is the source of this 765-nucleotide messenger RNA. It is a transcript of the gene Tapdelta, whose product is annotated as translocon-associated protein subunit delta. The transcript has 2 exons. The coding region runs from base 103 to 603 and encodes 166 amino acids. The record is from RefSeq and is a predicted model, not a curated record. NCBI's taxonomy places the organism in Eukaryota, Metazoa, Arthropoda, Insecta, Diptera, Drosophilidae. Gene Ontology annotation, cellular component: endoplasmic reticulum; membrane; endomembrane system.
GCGUUCGAAGAAAACUUAAAAAGAAAGUGUCAUCGGCUUUGUUGAAGCGCUCCGGGAGUUAAGCUCAUUUUCAAUUAAAAACUACACCAACACCUACGCGAAAUGUACCGUCAACUGGUUGCCGUCUGCUUGAUCGCCCUGAUGGGUGCAUCCGGUGUCUAUGGAAGCUGCAAGGCCACCGUGUCAUCCUUCAGCACUCAAGAUGCCACCAUUCUGACGCAGCUGGCGCACGUUGCCGAGUUGACGCUGCAGUGCAGCAACUCUGCACAGCCCAGCCUGUUCGCCGAGUUCCCCUGCGGCAAGGUUGUGCCCGUGGCCAAGGUUGGCGACAGCAAGUACCAGGUGAGCUGGGUGGAGGACAUCAAGCAAGGCAGCAGCGGCAACGUCCAGGUGCGUCUCUUCGAUGAGGAUGGCUAUGCCAACGUGCGCAAGGCACAGCGCGAUGGCGACAAGGUCUCCUCGGUCAAGUCUCUGCUGGACAUCACCGUGCCCACCAAGAGCGCCUACAAAGGUCCCUGGGUAAAGGCCGAGAUCCUGGCCGCCUUCCUGGUGGGCGGAGUUGCCUACUUCGCUUUCACCACCAAGAGCAAAGUGCAGGCCUAGGAUUGCAUCUCGCCCAGGGUGUAUAUGGCCGACCCAUUGAAUGAAAUUCAUUCACCUAUUUCACGUAGCAACAAAUUAGAGACUCUCCGAUCUGGAUCCUAGAGAUUUUUUACCAUUUAUCAUCCAAAGUUGGGUUGAAAAUAAAAAACAUCUAAAACCGAA